CUGCGUCAUUACUUAUAUACUCAAUUGUCAAUUCCCCGCACAAUCAUGGUGCUCGACUACGAUCAACCGUCCCAGUCCGCCUCCGGGUUUGGAGACGAUGCUCCAAUGUCCGAUUCCGAUCCCUACUUCUCCUCGCAGAAAGGACCCAACAGCCUCCUCGCGAAAUUCCCAACGAACAUCUCUCUCCCUCCCUUUACCUUCGGCAGGAGACUUCUCCAUUGGACGCAGAGCAACUACGAGACGAAGCUCUCCAUGAUCAUCCGCGCUCAGAUGGACACCGCUUCUGCCAUGGUGAACAGGUUCCCUUCCCAGGAAGAAACCGACGCCAUUGUAGAACAGGCAUCCAUGCUUUUUGACAUCCCCGAAGCCGCGGGUCUCGCGGGGGGUAGCUUGGGUCUCUAUCUAGGCGGAAAGCCAACAAACUUUGACCCCAAAGACGCCGAAGUGGUGAGCAAACUAACACCCAUUGCGAGGAUGAGGACCUCAAGAAUGGUGCACGUCAUGUUUUUCCUCCCGCUCUGCUUUGCAGUCGGGUACUGGGUCACAAACACGGUCGCCCAGCUGAGCGUCGGCCUCCUGACGGCUAGAGAUCAGAGAAUGUCGCAGUUCCAAAGGGACUUCGAGAAGCAGGAUCCGAAAGAGAUGCAGAAACGUCUGCAGAAGCUUCGAGAGGAAGCUGCUGCCCGACGGCGCGCCUUUGUGGCUCAGAAACAGCAACAGAGGAACUCCCAAUUCGGAGAGGAUGCCAGCCAUACCGGCGGCUACCUCGAAUCUGGAAAUUCGUCAGGCCAAUACGGCUCUCAGCCAGGUGACUCCAAGAUCCUCUCCGAGGUGUAUUCCCAGCCAAACGGCGGAUUCCAGCCGCAAUCUAGCCAACAGCCCCAGUAUUAUCGUCCAAGUCAGCCAAGUCAAGGCCAAAGCUUCUGGGACGAUGAUGCCAGCCCAACAAAUCCAGAAGUUGACGCCACACCUCAGACCUCUUCCGCAAGUGCGUGGGAGCGUAUCCGUCAGUCAGCCGCUACCCAAUCAUCUUCAAACAACCGUGGUUUCGCGGCAAGGCGGCCGCCGCAGCAGGAGCAACAACAACAGCAACAAUCACAACAGCCGUCGUCAGGCGAUGAUUGGCGAUCCUCUGAUUAUGGCGCCGGUCGGGACUACGGCGACAAGUACGCGCAAAGUUCUAGGGAGCAAGCACAGAGAGAUUUUGACAAAUUGAUUGAAAGAGAGAGAGAAUUUGGGUCUGACAAGGAAAGAGACAGCGCCUGGGGUAAGCGUUGGUAG
Coccidioides posadasii C735 delta SOWgp is the source of this 1281-nucleotide messenger RNA. RefSeq lists its product as uncharacterized. Lineage: Eukaryota; Fungi; Ascomycota; Eurotiomycetes; Onygenales; Onygenaceae. The record is from RefSeq and is a predicted model, not a curated record.